Molecule: messenger RNA, 3066 nt
Organism: Brassica napus (rape)
Lineage: Eukaryota; Viridiplantae; Streptophyta; Magnoliopsida; Brassicales; Brassicaceae
Exons: 1
Coding region: 1465-3066 (533 amino acids)
Source: RefSeq, a predicted model, not a curated record
UUAUUAUGAAAUAUAUGGUAAACAGUAAAUUUUAAUAAAAAAGUGUGUUUAUCAAACUUUUAUUAGCUUAGGUUUUCUGAAAAUAGUUGAUAAAUAAUGUAUUUAUAAUCAAAAUUUAUUAUAAUUUGUUUAAUAUAUAUAAAAACACCAAAGCAUACAUCUUGUUAAAACAUAGUAAAUAUUAUUUCAAAAUAAAAAUUCUUUCAAAUUGAUUUCAGUCGCAUAAUCUAAAUGUGUUUUGUGGUAUGCAAAGAGAAAACUAAUUGCAUUCAUAUCGGGGUUAGACCCAAUUAAUAAUCAAGAAGGCAUGGCAUUGUUGUGUGUGUCUGUUUCAAGAAAAAACAAAGCUCGUAAACCGGUUCAUUUCUUUCUCUGAUUGCCAUGUCAGGGUUAGACAAUUAAUGGCCCAUGCAGCUUUCCAUAGAGUUUUGGCCUCAGCACAUAUAUCCCCUCCUACCAUCCACCUAGAACACAUGAUUAAGCUAUGGGGGAGCAAUCCCGCCAACGAGCUAGCGUGUUAUGAUGUGCUGGUGGCAGAGCCGGUCCUAGGUUUUAGAAGGGUAGAAGCAAAAAAAAAAAGAGUGUGGCCACUUAUCAAAACAAAAAAAUAAAAAAAAUACAUACUACAGGAGAUUCGAACCCGGGAUGAUGCAAAGAAGUCUAUUAUCUCUGCGCUAUACCACUAGACUAAAGACGUUUUUAGUAAUUUUGUGGCCAAAAUAUUUUGUUAAAUUUGUCGGCCGGAAGCAUGGGUUUCAUUGGCUUGGCCCAAGGGCCAGCUCUGGCUGGUGGAGGUAUCAUUCCCCGAUACUAAGGGACUUUCCAGUACCAUGUUGAAGAGAAAAAAGACAUGGAGAAGGGUCGUUUUCACGGUUGGAAUUCACCAAAGCCUGCAACAGAGAAGUAGAUUGAAAUGCUGAGAAAGAAAGAAAGUCGCCCCAUCAAAAUACUAAUACACUCACUGAAAAUUUGCUUUCAGUUAUACGUUACUUUUGGUCCAGAAGCCAACAAUCACUAAGGAGUUCCUUAUUUUCACUAUGCAAGUCAGUUAAUAUGGCUGUUCAGCUUCUCUUUCUUUUAGGUUAUUUUGUCAGUUAUUUCCAUCAAACAUCAGCUAUGGAUACUUAACUUUUGGUAUGUGCUAACUGCGGGUGCAUCAUUAAAAAUAUUAAUAUCUUGCCUUCUUUUUGUAAAGUGCAUAUUUACUUUGUUCUAAUUUUUCCAGCACUUUUUCAGAAAUUUAAUAUCACUUAUUUUGUUUUGUUGAUUGUUUUACUCCAAAUUGACAAUCCAAACGGUAUAAAAUUUAAAUAUUAAAAAGAAUUGAUUGGAUCUAGUAUUUAAUAUCAAUAUUAAUGUGUAAUAGUAUUGUAUUAUUAAUUGAGAUAUAAAAAUACUAACGAAUGUACUCUCACGUUGCUUUUAAUAUACGUAUGACUUAUAUAAGGCGAAGAAUAUUUUUCGAUGACGGCUAGGGUUUUGGGAGGCGAUUUUCGUACGUUGAGUGAGGGAGGACAGGACGCAACCAUGGAGGAUAUCGGUGGGAAGGAGAGGCCGCCGGGGGAUCCACCGGAUGUUCCUGGGUCAUGGGUGAGGAAAGUAGUAGGAAGCAGUGAAGGAGGGAUGCCCGUACCAGAGGAAGUUGUUGAUGAGAGAUUUGUGGAGUCGAGAUUGAGUUUGGAGUUCCCGAACGGGGAAGAUGGAGAACCAGUGAUAACAAUAGGAGAGGAAGUGUUGACAGCAAUGAAUAGCUUGUGGAAGAGGUGCAUGAUUGUUAGGGUUUUGGGAAGAAACGUUCCAAUUCUGAGCCUGAGACGUAAACUCAUAGAAUUAUGGAAGCCUAAAGGGUCGAUGUUUGUGAUGGAUCUCCCAAGACACUAUUUUAUGGUACGCUUUGAGUUAGAGGAAGAGUACAUGGCUGCAUUAUCAGGAGGUCCAUGGAGGGCGUUUGGUAGUUACCUUAUGGUGCAAGCAUGGUCUCCUGAGUUUGAUCCGUUGAAGGAUGAGAUCGUUACGACGCCAGUUUGGGUUCGAUUAUCUCAUAUUCCAGUGAACUUCUACCAUAAGACGAUUUUGAUGGGCAUAGCUAAGGGGCUAGGACGACCAAUCAAAGUAGACUUGACAACCUUGAAAUUCGAGAGAGCUCGUUAUGCGAGAAUCUGUGUAGAGGUGAAUUUGAAUAAGCCUUUAAAGGGGUCAGUGAUGGUAAAUGGUGAGAGGUACUACGUCUCAUAUGAGGGAAUCUCUGCUAUUUGCUCAAUGUGUGGUAUGUUUGGACAUCUUGUCCACGCAUGUCCAAAGAAUGUUACGGAGCGAGCUCUUGCCCCGGUGCCUAGUCCUACUAUGACGCAUGCUGGGCCUGAAUCCAUGGGAAGGGAGACAGAGUUUACUCAGGUGAGACAGGCGAGGAGGAAGCCUGAGCAAUCAAGAACCGUAGGGGGCUCGAUGCGACGUCAGGAGGAGCGGAGUGUGGGGGGAAGGAGAACACGGGAAGUACGUAAGGAGGGAGUGUUGGAGGAACUUAGCGUGUCAAAUCGGUUUGGAGGUUUGGAGGAUGAGGGGGAGAAGGAGGAGCUUGCGGAGGUUGGUGUGAGAAAGGAAGGAAAUAAAGAAAAUGAGAACACCGAGAACCUAAACUGGGAAGGUCCGAGUAGGGUGCAUGGGAAGACUAUGACGUUUGUAGCAAAUGAGAAGGAGGAGAACCAGGCCUCAAUUCGAUUGGGACCUAAAGUAAGGAAAGCAAGUAAUAUGAGAAGUACACAGUCCCAAAAGCCCAAAUCAAAACUGAUUGGGCCUACACGUGGACUGGUAUACGGUCCAACUACAGAAGGGAUCGACAUGUCUGCUAGUGGAAAGAGACUGAGAGUAGAGAAAGAGAGUAUCGGCCGACCGGGUGGAGUCUUCACCGGAGUUAGUGACGUAGAAGGGAAGGAGAGGAGUCCCGACCAUGCUGAGGAGCAGAGGAGUAUGCAGGUGCAAAUUGCACAGAUGGAGACCCCCCAGAUUGCUACAUCGGAUUCCUGUGUGGAGCAAGUGGGAGAGGCGUUGACGGGUACGGAGGCAUAA